AUAUAUAUAUACAUACAUAUAUAUAUAUAUAUAUAUAUUCCAGAUUGCAUGCGUCUUUGAAGUUGGGUUCUUAUGAGAGAAAUGAGGAUUAGAGCUGUUUAUUAUAUUUCUCAAUUGGGAGUCUUGUUUGUGACUUUUGAGUAGCCAAAUCUCAGUUCUUGGUUUAUUUGAGCUUUCUCAGAAGAAAUUCAUUUCCAUUGCAUCAGUCUCAUCUAAGCCUGUCAAGAGACUCAAUAUAUCUUAUUACUUUCAUGCUCCAUUAGAUUGCUGAACAUCAUCUAUUGCUAGUACUGAACGUUACUUUCGAAAUUAUAUUCAGCUUGGACGCAAGACUCUGAAUGCGUGAAGCACUCAUACUAUAUUUACUGGAGUUCUAUAUAUUUACUUCUGUAUAUUUCUGUUACACUUCUUCCAAAACAGCAAAUUUCAAUGCAAUGGCAUUAUGUAAGUGAUUUCUUGCUUCAAAGUUGUAGCUUGGAUAUGAUGAUAUAAAGAUGUGUGAAGGCUUAGUCAAAUGCAUUCAUCAGGAUACCUAUGAUAAAUUGUUGACCACUUCAUGGAUCACAUUUCAAUUGCUUUGCCUGAUGGUUCCAGGUCCAGAAGAUAAUGUGGCCGAGUAUUAUCAACAGCAAGUCGAAAUGCUGGAGGGUUUUAGUGAAAUGGAUGCCUUAGCGAAGCGUGGUUUUAUACCUGGAAUGUCCAAGGAGGAGAGGGAAAAGUUGGCUAGAAGUGAGACAACUGCUAUUAGAAUAUCUAAUGUAGCGAACAUGAUUCUUUUUGCUGCUAAAGUUUAUGCAUCCAUCAGGAGUGGUUCGUUGGCCAUCAUUGCCUCCACAUUGGACUCACUUCUUGAUCUUCUGUCUGGUUUUAUACUUUGGUUUACGGCAUUCUCUAUGCAGACACCGAACCCAUAUCAAUACCCUAUUGGAAAGAAACGUAUGCAGCCUUUGGGAAUCCUUGUUUUUGCUUCUGUCAUGGCGACUCUAGGACUGCAGAUAAUCUUGGAGUCUAUGCGCACACUAAUAUCUGAUGAUGCUGAGUUUAAUUUGACCAGGGAACAAGAACAGUGGCUCAUUGGUAUUAUGCUUUCUGUGACAGUUGUAAAACUCUUCCUGGCAGUGUAUUGUCGCACUUUCACCAACGAAAUAGUCAAAGCUUAUGCUCAGGAUCAUUUUUUUGAUGUUAUCACCAAUGUUAUUGGCCUCAUUGCUGCAUUACUUGCGAAUUAUAUCAGUGAUUGGAUGGAUCCUGUUGGAGCUAUCAUUUUGGCCUUGUACACCAUUCGCACGUGGUCAUUAACUGUGUUGGAGAAUGUCAACUCCCUUGUUGGAAGAUCAGCUGCACCAGAAUUCUUACAGAAGCUCACAUACCUCUGUUGGAACCACCACGAAGCCAUAAGGCACAUAGACACUGUCCGAGCUUACACCUUUGGUUCUCACUACUUUGUUGAAGUCGAUAUUGUCCUGCCUGCUAAUAUGCCUUUGCAAGAGGCUCACGACAUUGGGGAAUCCUUGCAGGAGAAGCUUGAGCACCUCCCAGAAAUUGAGCGUGCUUUUGUUCAUCUUGAUUACGAGUAUAGUCACAAACCUGAGCAUGCACAGGCACAUCUUUAGUCACAUGAUACUCUCUAUAAUUUCUCGUGACUUAUCAUAUGUUUGACUAUUUGUUUUAACCUGUAAGUUUUCCACAUAAUGUUUUUGCAAAUGAGUCAAUCUUAUUGAUGGCUUUAGACGGGCCAAAAUGGUUUUCAACAUACUCCCGUCUUCCUCCCAGUUGUUGCAGUCCUGCACGGGGAUUAUGCCUGCAUAGACUCGUGCUCUAGAAUUUUUUUUGUCUCGUGGUUUUAUUUUGUUGGCAUACAAUUUUAUCGAGACCAUGUGAAUGUGAC
Molecule: messenger RNA, 1888 nt
Organism: Ilex paraguariensis (yerba mate)
Lineage: Eukaryota; Viridiplantae; Streptophyta; Magnoliopsida; Aquifoliales; Aquifoliaceae
Source: the annotation of a GenBank genome assembly